AUGGAUGCCUGGCUCUGGCGUUGCGCUGCCCUUUCCGACAGCGAAACGACCACUCUCCUCGGGGACAGGCUGUUGCACGAAAGAGAACACCGGGACAGUUCGGUGAUGAGGAGAAGAGAGGUCGGGACGUUUACCCCGUACGCGGUGCGAAAAACGGUGUUUCUCUUCGUGGGGAACCUUGUGGAUGGGACGGACCCUACCAAAGUGGAGGGCCGCGGACUAGCACGAGAUGUCCCAGAUGAAGGGUACCUGGGACGGUGA
This is a messenger RNA of Purpureocillium lilacinum, 261 nucleotides long. Lineage: Eukaryota; Fungi; Ascomycota; Sordariomycetes; Hypocreales; Ophiocordycipitaceae. The record is from RefSeq and is a predicted model, not a curated record.